GGUUCACCCUCCUCAGUCCUCACUCCUCACUCUCACACACUCACUCUCUGAAAGCUGCUGAAAGUAGCUAGCCACUCUCCCUCGUGCCAGCAGCCACCCCCCCAUCCCUCCCUCUGGACUCAUCUGCUUGGCAUGCUCACACCGUCCUUGGAUUCUUGCACUUGGAGCUUCCCUUCUUCUACCUCCCGGCACCACCGCCCAGCCGAGAUUUGCAUUGAUCGCUAGCUCCCGCCCCGGCGCUUUCCUAGGGAUCGCCACACCACACGCCGGGGGGAGAAAAAGCCCUUCUUGGAGCCCUCUGCUUGGCCUCUCUCCCCCUCGUCGCAAAGCUGCCGCUGGGUCUCGCAGCAUGGCCGCGCCGUCGUCGCGCGGUAGCAGCCUCGCCGUGUUCGUCGUGCUGUUAGGCGCGCUCGCACUGCUCCAGUCGGCGGCGGGUGCGGCGACGUGCGUAGGCGUGGCGCCGGCGAAGCGCCGGCCGGAGGUGAUAUCCAUCACGGACUUCGGCGGCGUGGGCGACGGGCGGACGCUCAACACGUGGGCGUUCCGCAAGGCCGUGUACCGCAUCCAGCACCAGCGCCGCCGCGGCGGCACGGAGCUGCGCGUGCCGGCGGGGACGUGGCUCACCGGCAGCUUCAACCUCACCAGCCACAUGACGCUCUUCCUCGCCAGGGGCGCCGUGCUCAUGGCCACGGGGGACACGCGGGGGUGGCCGCUGGUGGAGCCGCUGCCGUCGUACGGGCGGGGGCGGGAGCUGCCGGGGCCGAGGUACGCUAGCUUCAUCACCGGCGACGGCCUCCGGGAUGUCGUCAUCACGGGUGACAAGGGAGUCAUCGACGGCCAAGGGGAGGUGUGGUGGAACAUGUGGAGGCGGAGGACUCUUCAGCACACCAGGCCAAACCUCGUGGAGUUCAUGCAUUCCACUGGCAUCCACAUCUCCAACAUCGUUCUCAAGAACUCACCCUUCUGGAACAUCCAUCCUGUUUACUGCGAGAAUGUGGUCGUAACCAACAUGAUGAUCUUGGCACCACAUGACUCCCCGAACACAGACGGAGUGGAUCCAGAUUCCAGCAGCAACGUGUGCAUCGAGGACUCGUACAUCUCCACCGGCGACGACCUGGUGGCGAUCAAGAGCGGGUGGGACGAGUACGGCAUCGCCUACGGCCGGCCGAGCUCCGGCAUCACCAUCCGGCGCGUGCGCGGCUCGUCCCCGUUCAGCGGCAUCGCGAUCGGCAGCGAGGCCUCCGGCGGCGUGCGCGACGUCCUCGUGGAGGACUGCAGCAUCUUCGACAGCGGCUACGGCAUCCACAUCAAGACCAGCGUCGGCCGCGGCGGCUACAUCCGGAACGUCACCGUCGACAACGUGCGCAUGAGCCGCGUGCGCAGCGGCGUCCGCAUCGCCGGCGACGCCGGCGACCACCCCGACGGGCGGUUCAGCCAGCGAGCCGUGCCGAUGGUGGACGCCGUGCGGAUCAGGAACGUGUGGGGCGUCGGCAUCCAGCAGCCCGGGUCGCUGGAGGGGAUCAGGAACUCGCCCUUCACCCGGAUCUGCCUCGACAACGUGAAGCUCUUCGGGUGGAGGACCGGCGCCGCGUGGCGGUGCAGGGACGUGCGCGGCGCCGCACUCGGCGUGCAGCCGUGGCCCUGCGCCGAGCUCGCCACCAGCUUCGCGUCGGCGGGCGGGUCCUGCGGCUAGUUAGUGCUUAGUUAGCUGGAUUGAUGCUGAAUCAAUGUGCUCUGUUUUUAGCCUGGGCUUGUGUUUUAGUAGUUGUGUUUGGGAUUGAUGUCUGUCUUGGGCUUUCUUAGGCUUUCUACUGCCUGUUCAGGGAAACUUUAGAUAUAAUUUUUGUAGUAUAAUGUUUAGCUGAUAUGUGCUUCAUCUGCUCUUUUUGUACCUUGCGAUAAUUUUUUUUUGCCAAACGCAGUGUAGUUUCAGGAAUCAUCUUUUUCAGUGUAUUUAACUGUUUACGUUUAUUCGUGUCAA
Molecule: messenger RNA, 1981 nt
Organism: Setaria italica (foxtail millet)
Lineage: Eukaryota; Viridiplantae; Streptophyta; Magnoliopsida; Poales; Poaceae
Product: probable polygalacturonase
Exons: 4
Coding region: 350-1693 (447 amino acids)
Biological process (GO): carbohydrate metabolic process
Molecular function (GO): polygalacturonase activity
Source: RefSeq, a predicted model, not a curated record